CGGAAUUAAUGGCGACGUCUAGCGUUGUCGUGUUCAGAGUGUGAGAAAAUAAUGUUUUGCGAAGGAGUAUUUCAAUUCUGCACGAAAAAGUAUUAACGAAAGUAAAAGACAGACGCGAUUGAAUUCCGUGUGAAAGUAAAAUAAAGUAUUCACGAUAAUGGACCAGGCACCUGCAGAUACAGAGUUACGGAACAUCAUAGACAAGCUGGCACAGUUUGUGGCUCGCAAUGGACCAGAGUUCGAGCAGAUGACGAAAAACAAGCAGAAGGACAACCCAAAGUUUGGUUUCCUGUUCGGUGGAGAGCACUUCAACUACUAUCAAUACAAAGUGACUACAGAGCAAGCCAUUUUAAAGCAAAAAGGAAUAAAUCCAAUGCAAAAUGCAGACCCACGUUUAAACGUUUCGCAGCAGCAGCAAACAGCCGCUACCGUCGCGCAGCCACUGAAUAACGUCAAUCUUGCACCUGGCCUAAAUACUCAAAACAAUGGAUUAAAUCCAGUAGUGGGGAUUGGACCAGUGGGAAAUCAAGGUGGUCCCGUUAUACCUGGAGUACCAGGACAAAUUGGAGUACCAGGACAAAUUGGAGGGCCAGGAAAUGCAGGACCAAUUGGACCGGUGCCUGGUGCUAUGGGAGGUGUAAAUCCACCUAUCGCUGGUGUUACUCAACCGGUUAACAUCAGUGGGCCCCCUGGAUGGCUUCAAAAUGAAUUGGCAAAUCUUCAGUCACAGCAGACCACGCUACAGGAACAAGUUAGACAAUCAGAACAAAAUCUGGCUGCGCAACAUGCUGCAUUGAUGGCACAACAACAAGGAAGGGUUGAGGAUGCUGUGAGACAAGCUCAAGAAACAGCUUUACAGAAUAGUGCGCAAAGCACGAAUACAGAUUUGACCGCAUUUGAUGCAGUUCUACAACCUAUCAUUGAUAGCUGCACAAAAGAUAGCAUCAGUGCAGGAAAAGCCUGGAUACUUCAAAAUUCUGUUACGCCACAAAGUAAUCAAGUUGUUGCAGACCAUUUGCUAAAGAAAGUAAUUCAGGCGACAAAUUUUAGUCAUAAACUCCAUAUCAUCUACUUGGUCAACGAUGUUUUACAUCAUUGUGCAAGAAAAAAAUCUAUGGAUCUUCGCAAGGCAAUGGAAAGUGUUGUUGUUCCCAUGUUCUGUAACACUUCACUAGCUGCAUCAGAAGAACAACUUAAUAAAUUAAAUAAACUAUUAAGCUUAUGGGAAUCAAAAAAUAAUUACUUUGAUGAAGGAAUUAUAGAUAAGUUGAAACAACCAAGUACGUCUUGGUCUGAGUAUCAGGCCAACCUGGUUGCACAGCAUGCUAGUGCAAUCACACCGAUUACCACGUCAACAAAACAGACAUUUGAUAAUUAUCAAGCACAACAUCAAGCGUUUGUUACUCAUGCUUUGAGACAAAUUCAGAACAUUGAGCAGCAAAAAAUAGCCAUUGAUCAACAAUUAAAAGCUCCACCCCCACCUCCACCACAAUUGAAUCAGCAGAAUAUGUCUAUACCACCUAGUCAUACCGGCCCUCCUGCUCCAAUAGCCACAGAUGUAAAUUUCAGUCAACCACCGCCAGGAUGGGGUGUACCUCCCGGAAGCGAACCGCCGCCAUUUACAAAUGUUCCAUUACCAGAUUUUUCAAAACCACCACCUGGAUUCGGUCCACCGCCCGUUAUACACGAGCCUUCCGUCGAAGACUUAAUGCCCAGUAUGCCUUACUAUGAACUUCCUGCUGGUCUGAUGGUGCCUCUAAUCAAAUUGGAAGAUGCCGAAUAUAAACCAUUGGAUCCAGAAGCUAUUAGACUUCCACCACCUGCUCCUCCGAGUGAACGAUUGGUAGCAGCUGUAGAAGCAUUCUACGCGCCUCCAAAUCAUGACUCUCCACGAGAUAGCGAUGGAUGGGAAAAAUUAGGUUUAUACGAGUAUUAUAAAGCAAAGAACGCUGCGCGUAAACGUAAAGAAGAGGACAUAGUAGCCGGUCUUAGGCAGAAAUCGAAAUCGCCUUCGCCGAUCCUUAGGCCAAGAUCUAAAAGUCCUAGCCCACCAAAGAAACGAUAUCGAAGUAAAUCACGAAGUAGGUCGCGUUCAAGAUCGAGAGGGAGAAGCAGAUCCAGAUCUCCCGCUGCUAACCAUAGACGCAAUAGUCGUACUAGCAAUCAUAAUAACAGGAGCAGGAGAAGGAGGAAUAGCAACAAAGAUCGAAGUCCUGACAGAAGAAUGGACAGGCAAGAUCGAAGUCCAACUCCGCCUAGUUUUCUCGGAUCAACUUACAGUAAAGCGCCGCAAGAAAUUAGCCUGGACGAGAGCAACAAAGGUCAUCAGUUGUUGAAGAAAAUGGGCUGGGGUGGUGCGGGACUUGGUGCCAAUGAACAGGGUAUCGAAGCACCAAUAUCCGGGGGUGAAAUUAGAGAUAAAAAUGAUCAAUACAAAGGCGUUGGUAUUAAUUUAAAUGAUCCAUACGAAAACUUUAGGAAAAGUAAGGGUCAAGCAUUUAUAACUAGAAUGAAAGCAAGAGCGGAAGAACGUGCUGAAGAGAGGGGCGAACGGGACUAAAAUAUAAUCAAGUAAACUAAUUAAUUUGUCUAUAUCUCUUUCGACGAAGUAUAAUUAUCGAGUGCAGUAUGAAUUCCCAUUAUCCAAUGAUCGACAUAAUUGUUCAUUGAUCCUAUCCUUUUCAUUCGAUCGACUGUAAUAAAUAUUUUACGUCUUUCAUUGGAUUUAUAAUAACGUUACAUUGUAAUGAUUUGCAAUUGAAAUUGCAAGAUUAUAUGCACCGUGUACAAUUUUAUAUUUUCGUUAGAAAAAAAACACAAUCGGUUAUUUCUAAUUUUAAUAGCACGAGACUAGAAAAGAAGAAUAUCUUUUCCAUAACGGUGUCGAUCAUUCGAAAUCACAAAUCAUCGUCUCGUCUGUACGUCAACGCGUGAGGAAAAUACCGCGAGUGAAUGCUGAAAAAGUAAAUAAUUGUUUAUAAAAGGAAAAAAGAAAAUGAUUACUUGUCAAUUUAUAAAUAAGACAAGUGUUACAUAAGUUUACGAUAUCGUAUACAUUCGGAGCAGCUGUUAUUUACUAGAUCGAAUACCGACGAUGCAUACGUGCGUAAGGAAAAACGCGAUCGUAUGCAUCUAUUGUACAUUAUGUACAAAAACUAUUCAACGUUCGGCAAGGUUACCGCUAAAUAAUGAUAGUUGAUUUUGUUUAUUUACAAUUCUCAAGACAUCUUAACGAAGAGUGUAACUUUAAACAUACCAUAUGAAACGAUUAAUCGAUUUAUAUCGAUCAAUCUCGUCAUAAACUUAACGCGUGAAUAUUACAUUUGUUUCGAUUGUAAUUUAAAGCGACACAUUCAAACGAAACUUCAUUCUACUCCUGUAAGAAAUUCUUAAUCUACCCGCGAAGAGAUGUUUUGGUUACGAAAAUAAGAUGGCGUCUUAAUUCGUGCGUCCAUCGUUUGCACGUGAAACUAAAGCGUACUUGUAUUUAGUAAGUUAAUAAAUGGUUAUAUUGGAUACAUUAAGAACAA
Molecule: messenger RNA, 3530 nt
Organism: Osmia bicornis bicornis
Lineage: Eukaryota; Metazoa; Arthropoda; Insecta; Hymenoptera; Megachilidae
Gene: scaf6
Product: calcium homeostasis endoplasmic reticulum protein
Exons: 8
Coding region: 158-2560 (800 amino acids)
Biological process (GO): intracellular calcium ion homeostasis; RNA processing
Cellular component (GO): perinuclear region of cytoplasm
Molecular function (GO): RNA binding
Source: RefSeq, a predicted model, not a curated record